Messenger RNA from Anopheles funestus (African malaria mosquito), 4870 nucleotides. Its product is annotated as endoplasmic reticulum transmembrane helix translocase. Gene Ontology annotation, molecular function: ATP binding; ATP hydrolysis activity; P-type ion transporter activity. Gene Ontology annotation, biological process: intracellular calcium ion homeostasis. The record is from RefSeq and is a predicted model, not a curated record. NCBI's taxonomy places the organism in Eukaryota, Metazoa, Arthropoda, Insecta, Diptera, Culicidae. The coding region runs from base 471 to 4079 and encodes 1202 amino acids. The transcript has 4 exons. Gene Ontology annotation, cellular component: endoplasmic reticulum membrane.
GUCAAACGUAGAAAAGCAACCAAAAAGUAGUGACGAACUUACUGCCACGACGAUUUGUUCUCGGUGAAAACACAGUUUUUCCAACAAUUGCUAUUGGAAAAGCUUUCGGCUAUACCUCUGCACCGUGCCCGGUGGUGCAGGCAUUUUUCUGUUAAACAUUUUACCUCUCACAUUCACCGCACACUCAUCUAUUGGCCCCGUUUAUCACGUGUUGAGGUGUUGCGGUUCAUCGGGAAUCGGUGUACGAUGGCCCGGUUUUAAGGGCACUUCACCGUGUGCGGAUCUGUGUGCGUGUUAUCCCAGCUCAUUGCCUUCGGGGCCAAAUCGUUCAAAACGUCCAGGUUGUGAUAAAGCAUUCAAUCCCCAAACCCACCGUGCGCACCGGUUGGCAGGGGUUAGUAUUAAGGAAGGAUCACCGGAAGGGAAACCCGGGCCACAACACAACAGACCACACAACACGCGUCACAAAGAUGGGCUACGAGAAGAAGCAACUCACGAGCAGCGGUAGCGGUUCGCUGGACGAGCUGGUCCACUAUGCCACAAUCCACAUCCCGCUCCCGGUCGUGCUGAGCGGUGCCGUAAUGCCCUUCAUGGUGGUGUAUGCACUUUGGCUGUACUUGUGGGUGUUUGUUUACGGUAUCGAUGAGUACCAGGACGCCGGGUUGCUGUUCCUUGCCGGUAUUGCCUUCACGCAGAUCUUCGUGUGCCUGUGCUGCUUCUGGAGCGUUCACGUACAAACGUUCCUUAACUGCCGCCGAACGAAAGCGCCCUGUGCCGGAGCGGUUGUAAAGGUCGUUCCGACCGAGAAUAAUGGAUCGUCGGAGCUGGUGCGCAUCCGCCAGACAAAGGCUGAGGACGGUGCGAAAGAAGACGGCGAGCUUACGUACUGGUUUCUGUUUCAAAAAACCAAAUACAUCUGGGACCCGAACAAGGCCCUGUUUCGCAGCGUCGAGUUUCCGAUACACCGUACGUACGAGGAGUAUUUCGAGUCGAAGGGUCAUCUGGACGAUGCGGACGUAACGCUCGCGCAGGCCACGUACGGUGACAACGAGAUGGAGAUGGUGGUGCCGGAGUUUCUCGAGCUGUUCAAGGAACGUGCCACGGCACCGUUUUUCGUGUUUCAGAUAUUUUCCGUACUGCUGUGGUGUUUGGAUGAGUACAUGUACUAUUCGCUGUUCACGCUCUGCAUGCUCGUCAUCUUCGAGUGUGUGCUGGUACAGCAGCAGCUCCGAAGCCUGUCGGAGAUCCGUAAGAUGGGCAACAAACCGUACCAAAUCAACGUGUUCCGCAACCGGCGCUGGCGUCCGAUCAGCUCCGCCAAGCUGGUGCCGGGUGAUCUCGUAUCCGUCACACGCUCACAGGACGAAAACAUCGUGCCGUGCGAUCUGCUGCUCAUACGCGGUUCGUGCAUCGUGGAUGAGAGCAUGCUGACCGGUGAAUCCGUUCCACAGAUGAAGGAAUCGCUAGAAAACAACACGGACGAACACGACAAGGUGCUGGACAUUGAGGCGGACGGUAAGCUGCACGUGCUGUUCCGCGGCACAAAAGUCGUACAGCAUUCGGCACCGAGCAAAGGGGCAAUGCGUUCGCCGGACAAUGGUUGCAUCGGGUACGUGUUGCGAACCGGCUUCAACACCUCCCAGGGCAAGCUGCUCCGUACGAUCCUGUUCGGUGUGAAGCGCGUUACCGAGAACAAUUUGGAAACGUUUGCCUUCAUACUGUUUCUGCUCGUGUUUGCAAUUGCGGCCGCCACGUACGUGUGGAUCAAGGGUACGGAAGAUCCGGACAGAAACCGGUACAAGCUGUUCCUGGAGUGUACGCUUAUUCUCACAUCGAUCAUACCGCCGGAUUUACCGAUCGAGCUGUCGCUAGCGGUCAAUACGUCCCUGUUGCAACUGUCCAAGGUGUACGUGUACUGUACGGAACCGUUCCGCAUGCCGUUUGCCGGAAAGGUGCAGAUCUGUUGCUUCGAUAAGACGGGCACGUUAACGAGCGACAAUCUGGUGGUGGAAGGUAUCGCCGGCCUCAAGCAGGACACAUCGAUCGUACCGAUCGAGGAUAUUCCCGAAGAAACAGCGCACGUGCUCGGUUCCUGCCAUUCCUUGGUUCAGCUCGAUGAAGGGCUUGUCGGUGAUCCACUGGAGAAAGCCACCCUAACAGCAAUCGAUUGGAACCUUACCAAGGGUGAUUCAUGUGUUCCGAAGCGUAAAAAAUUCAAAGCCCUACGUAUCUAUCAUCGUUUCCAUUUCUCCUCAUCACUGAAGCGCAUGUCCGUACUGGCCGGCUACGUGAUACCAUUCACGAAUGAAAACUGCUACAUCGGCACGGUAAAGGGUGCGCCGGAAGUGAUCGUAAAGAUGCUAAAAACCGUACCCGAACACUACGAACGAACGUAUCUGGAAUAUUCGCGCCGGGGCGCACGUGUGCUUGCGCUCGGCUACAAAAACUUCGGUACGCUCGACAACAAUACGGUGCGCGAGCUGAAGCGGGACGAUGUGGAGCGUGAUCUAGAGUUUGCCGGCUUUAUCAUCAUCUCCUGUCCGCUGAAACCCGACUCGAAGUACGCCAUCAAGGAGAUCAUACAAGCGUCGCACAAGGUGAUGAUGAUUACCGGUGACAAUCCGCUGACGGCGUGUCACGUCGCAAAGGAACUACGCUUCAGUCGGCGAACGAUCGUAAUUUUAACACCGCCGGAAGAUCUGAACGGUAGCACCGGCAAGGGUGGUGCAAGCGACUGGCACUGGGAGUCAAUCAACCGUGAGGUGCAGCUGCCCGUUGAUGCGCGCACCGUGAAGGAACUGUACCGCGAGUAUGAUUUCUGUAUCACCGGCGAAGGUAUGCAGUUUCUCGACCGGGAACGGCACGCGUACCUGCUGCAGCUGAUACCGUACGCGACCGUCUUUGCACGGUUUGCACCAAAGCAGAAGGAGUACGUCAUCACUACGCUGAAAAAGCUCGGCUACUACACGCUUAUGUGUGGCGAUGGAACGAAUGACGUUGGCGCGCUGAAGCAUGCACACGUCGGUGUGUCCUUGCUGAGCCACAUGCCAUCGCGCUCCGAGCGGAAACAGCAACAGCGGGAACAGCAGGACGAAAAGGAGGACAAGAAAAAGGCACUGAAAGCGGGCGGUCCGAAUGUGGGUGCGAUCGAAGACGGAAACAACCGUCGGCAGCUAACGCCUCGUGAACGAGCGAUAAUGCGUGCGCGUGAAAAUCAAAGUGCGGCCCAGGAACGGCUGCAGAAAGCACUGAAAGAGAUGGACGAAGAGCAGGUGCAGAUAGUGAAGCUGGGUGAUGCGAGUAUUGCCGCUCCAUUCACGAGCCGGUUGACAUCGAUCAAUUGCGUGUGUCACAUUAUUAAGCAGGGCCGUUGCACGCUGGUGACGACGUUACAGAUGUUCAAGAUUCUUGCCCUGAAUGCACUCAUCUCCGCUUACUGCCAGUCGGUGCUGUACAUCGACGGUGUGAAGCACAGCGAUGCACAACUCACCCUGCACGGUUUGCUAACCGCCGCCUGCUUUCUGUUCAUAACGCGUUCGAAACCGUUAAAGGUGCUGUCGAAACAGGCGCCGUUACCGAACAUCUUCAACCUCUACUCGGUUACGACCAUUCUCGCACAGUUUGCGAUCCAUUUCUCCGCACUGAUCUACAUGGUGCACGAAGCCAAUGCACGAUCACCGCCACGGGAAGGAAAAGUGAAACUGAACGUAGACUUGGCACCGGAUGAAAAGCAAGAAUUUGAACCGAACAUCGUUAACAGUACGGUGUACAUUAUCGGUAUUGCAAUGCAAAUUGCCACGGUAGCCGUCAACUACAAGGGCCAUCCGUUUAUGGAGAGUUUGCGGGAAAAUCGAUUGCUUUCGUACGCGAUCUUCAGUUCGAGUGCGAUCGUGCUCUGCCUGGCAUUAGGCAUCGUACCCGAUCUGCUCGAGAUGUUCGAAGUGAUUGACUUUGAUGCGGAUUUCCGACGAAUUCUCGUUGGCGUACUGAUAGCGGAUAUGGUACUGGCGUACCUAAUCGAUCGCGUUUGUUCGUUUCUGUUUGGUGAAACGCGAGGAAAGACGGACAUUAUUACUUAAUACAGGUGGACACGGAAGUAGUAUCUGCUAUAAGCCGGCGAGAAAACGAAACAAAUAAGCACCCGCACGUACUGUGUGCGGUGUGUUGAUCUUACGUUUAGCGGGUUUAGUUUACGAAGGUGUCGAAAAGGAAUUAUUGUAAGUUUUUCGUUAGGAAAAGACAUGAUCGAUCAUCCGUUCAGUGGCCACCAGGUGGACUGAUCGUCUUUUUUUUUUUUGUUUCAUAUGGGAUAAUAGUCAACGAUACAUACUACUAAGGGUUUAGUGUUGAGCGAGAAUUCGAAUCAAUUCACUCAAUAGGUUCAGCAGGCAUAUUUAGAACAGUUUACCCUUAGUUGCAUUUACGUGCAGCGUCGGCUCACACGGUUCGUUCACCAUCACCGUGAGCUAGAAAAGUUUUAAUGUUGUUCCACCGUUUUUUUAAUGUUUUUCCACCACCAAAGGCAACAUUAGUUCAAUUUCGUUCUACCUUGCACUGGAACAGAGUAUUUGACCAAGCAAAAAAAAAAGAAGAAGCAUUUAAUACGAACCAACUGCAGAGCGAGCAUUUGUAAUCGAUUCCAAGCAAUUAUUCAUGUAAAUGCAAGGAAGAGGAAAGAACGUUUGUUUGCGAAAAAGACUUAUGCAAAACCAAACGUGUACGGCGGUGGUGGUGGUAUAUGUAAUUUUGCAAUUACGUCGCGAAAAAGUGCAAGAAAUGAUCGGUACUACUGGAAAUGAUAAGCUGAACUAAAAAAAAACAUGGGACGAAUGUCCCUUCUAAUGAAAACAGGCGACACAAUAGACUAAAA